Lemur catta (Ring-tailed lemur) is the source of this 4653-nucleotide messenger RNA. It is a transcript of the gene CMIP, whose product is annotated as c-Maf inducing protein. The coding region runs from base 414 to 2732 and encodes 772 amino acids. Gene Ontology annotation, cellular component: cytosol; nucleoplasm. The transcript has 21 exons. The record is from RefSeq and is a predicted model, not a curated record. Lineage: Eukaryota; Metazoa; Chordata; Mammalia; Primates; Lemuridae.
ACACUCGCCGGGCCGACGCGCAGCCACUCGCACCGUCCACACGCGCGCGGGCGGCGCGGGGCCCCCGAGACACGCCCGCGCCCGCCGCUGCCGCCCCCGCCCCGCCCCGCCCCGCGCCGCCCCCCCCCCCCCGCGGCCGCCGGCCCGCCCCCGCCCGCCCGGUCCCGCGGCCGCGAGCAUGCACCCGACGAGCUAGGAGGAAGCGGGAGCCCCGCAGGAAGCGCCCAGGCCGGCCGAACCCGCCGCGUGCGCCGCCCCCGCGGGCAGCGCCCCCUCCCUUGCGGGCUCCCCCAGCCCCACGCCCCCCCACCUUCCUGGGGGGCGGGGGGGUGCGGGCCGCCGGACCCCGGGGCCCCCGCCGCCCCAGAAGCCCCGCGCAGCCCCCGCUCCCCGCCCCCCGCCCCGGCGCGGCCAUGGAUCUGACCAGCAGCUCGGGCGGCGGCGACCCCCGGCAGAUCGAGGAGACCAAGCCGCUGCUGGGGGGCGACGUGUCGGCGCCUGAGGGCACGAAGAUGGGCGCCGUGCCCUGCCGCCGGGCCCUUCUGCUUUGCAACGGGAUGAGGUACAAACUGCUGCAGGAGGGCGACAUUCAGGUCUGUGUCAUCCGGCACCCGCGGACCUUUCUCAGCAAGAUCCUCACCUCGAAAUUCCUGAGGCGCUGGGAGCCGCACCACCUAACGCUGGCCGACAACAGCCUGGCGUCCGCCACGCCAACUGGGUACAUGGAAAACUCAGUCUCCUACAGCUCUAUCGAAGACGUUCAACUGCUGUCCUGGGAGAACGCUCCGAAGUACUGUUUACAGCUCACAAUUCCUGGGGGAACUGUCUUACUGCAGGCUGCCAACAGCUACCUGAGAGACCAGUGGUUCCACUCCCUGCAGUGGAAGAAAAAGAUUUACAAAUAUAAGAAAGUGCUGAGUAACCCCAGCCGCUGGGAAGUCGUCCUGAAAGAGAUCCGGACGCUGGUGGACAUGGCCCUGACCUCCCCACUGCAGGAUGACUCCAUCAACCAAGCCCCACUGGAAAUCGUCUCGAAACUGCUCUCGGAGAACACAAACUUGACUACCCAGGAGCACGAAAACAUCAUUGUGGCGAUCGCUCCUUUGCUGGAAAACAACCAUCCGCCGCCAGACCUCUGUGAAUUCUUUUGCAAGCACUGCAGAGAGCGGCCCCGGUCCAUGGUGGUCAUCGAGGUGUUCACCCCCGUGGUCCAGAGAAUCCUCAAGCAUAACAUGGACUUUGGGAAGUGCCCGCGGCUGAGGCUGUUUACUCAGGAGUACAUCCUUGCCUUGAACGAGCUCAACGCGGGGAUGGAAGUGGUGAAGAAGUUCAUUCAGAGCAUGCACGGCCCCACGGGGCACUGCCCGCAUCCCCGGGUCCUGCCCAACCUGGUGGCCGUGUGCCUGGCUGCCAUCUACUCCUGCUACGAAGAGUUCAUCAACAGCCGCGACAAUUCCCCAAGCCUGAAGGAAAUCCGGAACGGCUGCCAGCAGCCCUGCGACCGGAAGCCCACCUUACCUCUGCGCCUUCUGCACCCCAGCCCGGACCUGGUGUCUCAGGAAGCCACGCUGUCCGAGGCGCGGCUCAAGUCGGUGGUUGUGGCCUCCAGCGAGAUCCACGUGGAGGUGGAACGCACCAGCACUGCCAAGCCGGCGCUGACGGCCAGCGCGGGCGACGACAGCGAGCCCAGCCUCAUCGACUGCCUCAUGGUCAGCCCUGCCUGCAGCACCAUGAGCAUCGAGCUGGGCCCGCAGGCCGACCGCACGCUCGCCUGCCACGUGGAAAUCCUCAAGCUGCUGUCGGAUUACGAUGACUGGAGACCGUCUCUGGCCAGUUUGCUUCAACCCAUUCCAUUCCCCAAAGAAGCUCUCGCGCACGAGAAGUUCACCAAGGAACUGAAGUACGUGAUUCAGAGGUUUGCUGAAGACCCGCGACAAGAGGUCCACUCGUGCCUGCUGAGCGUGCGGGCCGGCAAGGACGGCUGGUUCCAGCUCUACAGUCCCGGAGGGGUGGCCUGUGACGACGACGGGGAGCUGUUCGCCAGCAUGGUGCAUAUCCUCAUGGGCUCCUGUUACAAGACCAAAAAAUUCCUGCUCUCCCUGGCGGAAAACAAGCUGGGACCCUGCAUGCUCCUGGCGCUGAGGGGGAACCAGACCAUGGUGGAGAUCCUGUGCCUGAUGCUGGAGUACAACAUCAUCGACAACAACGACACCCAGCUGCAGAUCAUCUCAACCCUGGAGAGCACGGACGUGGGGAAGCGCAUGUACGAGCAGCUGUGCGACCGCCAGCGGGAGCUGAAGGAGCUGCAAAGGAAAGGUGGGCCCACCAGGCUGACACUGCCCUCCAAGUCCACAGACGCUGACUUGGCUCGUUUGCUGAGCUCUGGCUCCUUCGGAAACCUGGAGAACCUCAGUUUGGCCUUCACCAAUGUAACCAGUGCCUGCGCUGAGCACCUCAUCAAACUGCCUUCUCUCAAGCAGCUGAACCUGUGGUCCACCCAGUUCGGAGACGCCGGCCUGCGGCUCCUGUCGGAACACCUCACCAUGCUGCAGGUGCUGAACCUGUGCGAGACCCCGGUCACCGACGCCGGCCUGCUGGCCCUGAGCUCCAUGAAGAGUCUCUGCAGUUUAAACAUGAAUAGCACCAAGCUCUCGGCCGACACCUACGAGGAUCUGAAGGCCAAGCUUCCCAAUCUGAAGGAGGUGGACGUGCGCUACACGGAAGCCUGGUGAAGCUCCCGGCUCGAGGCAGGAAGAUGUUUGCAACUGCGACAAAACAACUCUUGACUAAUAGCUGUAGAACAGCCGGUCCUGGGGUCCACCCCGGUGCCCUGGCUGUGAGAUAGAUGGGGGAGUCUUUCUGGGGGCAGAGGGGGGAGGGGGUGGGGAGGGGUCCACAAGCACGCCCAGCCCCCGCCUAAUUCUUUUAGCUUCAUAAUUGGAACCUUUGACCUGAUCUAAAAUGGACUUUGUAGCAACAAGAGGAGCAUCAGCGGGUCGGGGAGGGGGUGGGGGGAGGGCCUGGGAUGGGGGGGACCCUUUGUGGAUUUUCUUUGCCUUUGUGUUUAAUGCUGUGUGGGAAAAGUCAACUCUGAUGCCACCGUUGUGGGCCGGACGAAGGAUGCUUUCUUCCUCCUUCCUCGAGGCUCCGAGCUGAGCUGAGAACUCGCCCCCACCCACGCCAUUGGGACAAGAAGACCCAGUCACGUCACUGCACCCGUCCUGUGUUCUCACCAUUGCUAUGCAAAGUGAUUCUUGUUGUACAUAAGAUUUAAAUAAUGCACCUAUUUAAGACAUGUUGACAAAUUGCGGGUCUGGGACCCGCCUCUUAUCUUAUUUAUGAAGUCUUUGACCCUCCCUCCCGCCCGCCCACCCCCCUGGCGUGUAGUGCUGUAUAAACCGGUCAGCUGUCGGGUUAGUGGUAGUACUGUUGUUAUUUUUUUAAAGGAAACAAACAGACAAAAAACAAGAGAGAGAGAGAGAGAAAAGAACCGCCUUGGAAAAAUUAAUUGCUUUUUCGUAAUGGAUUCUAUAUGCUGAUGCUCUCUCGUCCGUCUGUCUGUCUGUCUGUCCCCCCACCCACCCGCCACCAUGUUUCUGAUUUCCAGGUGUCUCCGGCUUCCUCGUGGGGUGGGGUCCGGCUGGGGAGAGGAGGGAGAAGUGGGGUCCCACGGCGUAGUCUUGCUCCUCCGAGGCCCGAGCUCUUUCUCUCGGCCCCUUUUACAGACUCGGAAGGCGGGUGCUCACCCGUCCUCCCCCGCCCGCACCGCCCGGUCGCAGAGCUGUUCCCCAUCUCCGCCCGCCUUUGCUGUCCCCCGUCCCCGACCAAGACUGCCACCAUGGGCCCCCUGCCGUCGUGUGCUUCACGUGGCCCCUCGUGCAUGCCCGCCUCUCUGCAUGGUCUCUUGGGAGAAGAGAGCUACGUCGCCUCCGACUGCCCACCCCCCAUAAAUGUGACCACUGCAACGAAGACGCUCCUUCCGUCCCCCCACCUGCUCCGAAGACAAACCAACCUCCGUUUCUUUUAUAAACAGUCGGCUUUUUCUUAACAAGCCCUCACUGUACAGAACAGCCCGUUCAUGGUUUAUCUGGGGUCCCCCUCUCCCCCCAGCCCCUUUUUCUGUUGGUUUAGCACAAAUACUUCCCCCUCCAGCACCUCCAAACCUACCCCACAGUCAAUGUAAUUGUUUUAUAUAUAUUUAAUCUUAUUCAAUGGAAACCAUGCUUUUGUCGUUUUAUACUUUGCUAGGUAGACUUUAUUACCCCCCUACUAUGCCCUCAUUUUUUUAAAAAAGGAAAAAAAAAAAGAAAUUGGGUUUCAGUCUUAAUUCAUUUUCCGUGCCAGGUUUUAUUUCGUGUGCGUGUGUGAGUGUGUUCCGUUCUGUGUUUUGUUUUCCGUUGUUGCUGUUUUUGUUGUUCGGUUUUAUUUUCCUCCCCUCUGGUCCCGUACUUCACAGCACUCUGGUGCAGGAAGAAGCAGAAGCAAAAAAAAAAAAAAAUUUAAAAAGAAAAAAAAAAAAAAGAAGAAACAAGACAUGCCACCUUUUCCCCUCGCACUGUUGCUUUUCCUGAUGGUUAAUACUACUGUCACGUAGCUGUGUACAAAGAGAUGUGAAAUACUUUCAGGCAAAAAUAAACUGUAAGUGACUCAUCA